AUGGUAGAAGACCCCGAGGGAGAGAUGGAUUUAUUCGAGAGGCUUGGGCUCGUGGAGAGUUCGCAAGACGCUCCACAACGCUCGGUCUCUGCGCCGGACGACUUGAGCCCCAGCAAACGGAAGAAGUCGAACCAGUCGAACGUUCAUAAGGAGAAGCAAGACACCUCCACCUGCGCCAGCUUGUGCAACCUGUUGCCCUGCGCUGCUCCAGUUCGGGUCUCGAGCCCCGAGUUGCGUGCAGUGCCCGAGGAGUCCGAAUCGCCUUCUCCAUCGCGGGUCAACUCUCCGCAGGGAGCUGAAAGCGUGGUUGAUGCAAAAGAUGCCUUUGCGGGUGCAGUCGAGCUGGUGGACGAGACCAAGCAGGCCGGCACUGUCGUGCCCUCGGCUGAGCCGGUGGACGAGGCCGAUGCCUUUGGCCCCGUGUGCAGCGAGCAGGAUCAGCAGACCUGCAUUCUCACCGAGUCGGUCGCAACUCAUCGACCCUCGUGGGAACCCCGGGAGGAUGCCAGUGAAUCGUCUCAGCCAUUGCUGUGUUCUGAGGACGGUCGCAUUCCACCGGAGCAUCCUAACCGAGUGGAGGACGGUGAGUCGAGUGUGACAUCAUCUCGAUCUGGCAUGGAGGCCUUGACGCGGCUCUUAGGAACUGCAGUGGGACAUUGGGGAGAUGGCUGGUCGGAGACUCCACAGAGCAGAUCUCGCAGGAGUCGACAUCUGGCUUGGGGAGACGGUUUCAGCGAGAUGUCCAGGUCAGAAACCAAAGAGAGUUUCGACUGGGACGCAAUGUUCUCUCCUCAGGUCCGACGUGGGGACGACCUGGUCUGA
Messenger RNA from Durusdinium trenchii, 822 nucleotides. NCBI's taxonomy places the organism in Eukaryota, Dinophyceae, Suessiales, Symbiodiniaceae. The record is from the annotation of a GenBank genome assembly.